Phaeodactylum tricornutum CCAP 1055/1 is the source of this 690-nucleotide messenger RNA. Its product is annotated as glyoxalase. Gene Ontology annotation, molecular function: sulfur dioxygenase activity. The transcript is spliced from 2 exons. Lineage: Eukaryota; Bacillariophyta; Bacillariophyceae; Surirellales; Neidiaceae. Bases 1 to 690 code for a protein of 229 amino acids. The record is from RefSeq and is a predicted model, not a curated record. Gene Ontology annotation, biological process: hydrogen sulfide metabolic process; glutathione metabolic process.
AUGCAGCUUUUUGAUGCCGAAUCUUCGACGUACACGUAUCUUCUCUGGGACAAAGACACAAAGGACGCUAUUCUUGUGGAUCCGGUGGACACUCAAGUCGAUCGUGACAUCGACGAAGCCACAAAACUCAACCUAAGCCUUGUUUAUGGUGUGAACACGCAUGCGCAUGCGGAUCACAUUACUGGAACACAUUUGCUGAAGCAAAAGAUAUCUGGGCUAAAGAGUGUGAUUGCUGAGUCCUCUGGAGCCAAAGCAGACUUGCACGUCGUCGCUGGAGAUCGAAUUUUUUUUGGAAGUCGUUUCCUCAGUGUGCGUUCUACUCCCGGCCAUACAAAGGGAUGCACGUCUUAUGUUGCGGACGAUGAAUCAUUUGUUUUGACUGGAGAUACAUUGCUCAUUGGAGGUUGUGGUCGAACGGACUUUCAAGGUGGAUCAGCAUCUACCCUUUUCGAUUCGGUACAGUCCCAACUGUUCAGCUUGCCCCCGACAACAAUAGUUUACCCUGCCCACGAUUACAAAGGUCGAACGAGUAGUACAAUUGAGAAAGAACUUGACAGCAAUCCCCGUUUGGGUAAAGGGAAAACUAAGAAAGAAUUCAUUGAGAUCAUGAGCAACUUGAACUUGGCUUAUCCAAAGAAGAUUGACGUUGCGGUCCCAGCUAACAUGCGAUGUGGUGUUCCUGAUCCAUGA